AUGGCGGGUCGAAUUCGCGUGCUGAACGUGGUGGCAGCGGUUGCCAUCGUGGUGAUUCUGUACUAUGUGGGUCGGCCGCUGUACUGGGAGAUGGAAGCGAGGUUGCAGGAGUACCGCGAGGGCCUCUCGGACGCCACUGCCGCUGGCACGACGGGAACAGCAGCGCAGGGAGGAACCAUUCGGCCCGUCGGCAACGCGCGAGGGCUGGAGGCAGCGGCGCUGCAGGGCCUGCCCAGGGAGGCGUCCAUGGCGCUCAUGGCGCUCGACGUGGUGGACCCCGACGCUGCCUCGCCCGCCAACCCCGCUGCAGCACACCACGUCCCGGCUGGACCAGUUGCAGCAGCGGAAUCAGCUGGAGCGACAGGGUCGGGAGGGGCAGACGAGGCAGGAGCAGCGGAAGGAGAGGUAGGGGCAACAGAAGAGACAGGAGCAUCAGGGGCAGCAGGGGCAGCAGGGGCAGGGGGCAAGGAGGAAACGCCAGGCGCAGCAGGAGUAUCCCUGGAUCUCCCUUCAGACGCACCUGCAGCAACAGCCCCGGCACUAGGAACGACUGCUGGAGAAGUGGAUGCAGGCGCGACUUCCACGGAUUCAUCUGGGGCAGGCGCAUCUGGGGCGGGGCCAUUCGCGAAUGGCGUGCGCCCCAUUCUGCACGAGGGCAGGCCGCUGCUGGCCGCCCUGAAGCGCGAGAUCUGGGAGAAGCCUCCCCCGGGCAGCGCGGUGCCAGCGAGGGGCGAGUUCGCCCUGCGGCGGGAGAUGGUGGAGCAGCGGCAGCGCGACGGCGUGGUGGUGGUGACGUUCGCCAACCACGCGUUCCUCGACUUCGUGCUCAACUGGGUGCGCCACCUCACCGACCUCGGCGUCCACAACAUCCUCGUCGGCGCCAUGGACAUCAAGUUCCUAGAGGCGCUCUGCUCCCCCUCUCGCAACAACAAUCCCACCACGUCUCCCCCCUCCCCCGGUACCCAUCCCCCGCCCCCGCCAGGCGCCAUGGACACGCGGUUCUUGGAGGCGCUGUGGAGGGAGGGUGUGCCGGUGUUUGACCUGGAGAGCGGCAUGACGUCGGACGACCCGGGGUGGGGCACGCCUGUGUUCCACGCCAUGGGGCGCGAGAAGGUGACGCUCAUCAACGUGUUCCUGUCGCUGGGCGUGCAGCUGCUCAUCUGCGACACCGACACCGUCUGGCUCAGAGGGGCCAGGGGUAGGGGCCAGGCGUGCACCUCAUCAUCUUUCACACCGGCACCGUCUGGCUGCGGCCCCGCCGCUCAGAACCCGCUGCCGUACAUGGCGCGCUACCCCCAGGCGGACGUGCUGACGUCAUCGGACCAUCUGGUGCGGUCGGUGGACGACGAGUCGCUGGAGCACUGGGACCAGGCCCAGGGCGCGUACAACAUAGGCAUUCUGCACUUCCGCCCCACGGAUCCGGCAAAGCGGUUUGCGCGCGCGUGGGCGGAGCAGCUGGCGUUGGACGCCAAGGUGUGGGACCAGAACGGCUUCAACGACCUCAUGCGGCAGAAGCUGGGCCCCGACGUCAACCCCGACGCCCACGACCACGUCUUCUGGGCCUUCGACGGCUCGCUCAAGCUCGGCAUCCUGCCCGUCGCGCUCUUCUGCUCCGGCCACACCUACUUCGUGCAGCACCUGUACCGGCGGGUGGGCGUGGAGCCGUACGCCAUGCACGCCACGUUCCAGUUCGCGGGCACCAACGGCAAGCGCCACCGCUUCCGCGAGGCCAUGGCGUUCAUCGACCCCCCGGAGUACUACGACCCUCCAGGUGGCGUGCUGUCAUUCGUUAACAACAUUCCGGAGGAGCUGCUGACAGGUGGCGACCACUCUCUGCAGACGCACUUCAGCCUCGUCAACUACCAGCUCGUCAAUCUCAGAUCAGCGCUCGCCAUCGCCACAAUACUCAACAGAACACUUGUGCUGCCUGCCACGUGGGUGCGGUUCGAUCGCAUCUGGUUCCCCCACCCCGGGAUACUAGACGGCACCGACACACCGCAGCCGUUCCUGGCGCCCGCGGACCACGUGGUGGAGGUGCAGAAGAUGCUGCCCGGCGCACUCAAGGACGACGAGUUCGGCCCCGCCGUGCCCAUCCGCGAGUACUCCUUCCUCGACAACCCACGCACCCCACAAGCGGUGCUCAAGUCGAAGCUGGCCGUGCAGCUGUGUGACGAGGGCUCGCCCGACUGCCCCUCCACGCCCGAUGGCCCCACCGACACCAUUCGCAUGAAGAAGAACACGCGGCAGAACGAGCUGAAGGCAGUGCUCUCGCGUUACUCAGACAUCAAGUGGAUCGAGUUUUCUUCCAUGGUGGACUCCUUUGGAGGCUGGGACGACAAGGCCAUGGAGAGGAAGUUCAGAUGGCGACUGCGGCAGUACGUGGGCAUCUGGUGCUGCGUCAAUGCACAGCCAGGGCACAUCUGGUACGACUUCUUCAACGAUGAGAUCCCGGGGUGGAAGCCACGGCCGCCAGCCAAUUGGACAGAGGACCACCCGCCAUGGGGCAAGGACCAACCGGGUGCCUUAUGA
Molecule: messenger RNA, 2529 nt
Organism: Closterium sp. NIES-65
Lineage: Eukaryota; Viridiplantae; Streptophyta; Zygnematophyceae; Desmidiales; Closteriaceae
Source: the annotation of a GenBank genome assembly